ACUUUCCUUCCCCGGCCGUUCUGCUCAACCAUCCACUCACUCCCAUGCUCUCUGCACUUACAGAACGUCACAUCAAUUGCGGCACAUGAUGGGGUGUUGGCAGCUUUGGCCUUCAACACCUCCUCCACCCUCCUCGCAACUGCUUCAGAACGUGGCACAGUCGUUCGAGUCUUUUCCAUUCCCGACGGUGAUAAAUUGAUGGAAUUCCGACGUGGCUUAGCCCGGUACGCUACCAUUUGCUCUCUCAACUUCUCCACGGAUAAUCGGUUCUUGGUAUGUGCAAGCAAUACGGAGACCGUCCACGUCUUCAAGCUCUAUGGGUCGGCCUCUCCCCAGUCCUCUGCCAAAGUCGAGGACAGUGCUUGCACACCGGCAUCAUCUCAACUUACCACCGACACUAAUUUGGCCUCUACUACUGACGACACAACCUCUGCUAGCAGUUGGACCGGCAGUCUGGUAAACUGGGUUGGAGGAGCCCUUAAAGCGGGUGUUGCCUACCUCCCCAAUCCUGUGGCUGAGGUCUUUUCACAGGACCGCUCCUUUGCCUUUGCUUGGAUUCCUUCUGGUGCUGCUAACCUGGCAAAUGCGACUCCAUCCGCCGCUGGUCAAGCGAACGCCACGGCACCCAUAACUCCUCACGGUGACGGUGAGUAUGGAGGUAGCGGGCAGGCCGGCACAGCGUUUAAGAAGACUGCUGCUCUUCUCAGCUACGGUGAUCAGUACCGACUUUUGGUGGCAGGAUUGGACGGCUACCUCCACAUCUUCACCUUUGAUCCAGCCCGUGGAGGUGAAGCCACGCUGUUGCGAACUCAGAGGUGGGUGUUAGUGCCUGGUGAUGCUAAGAAGGAUGGAAAUUAUCGAGUGAUUAACUUUCGAAAUGUUAAAUACAUGUCGGAUGAGUUCAUUGCAAUUCGAAAGGCGAUUCGGAAGAGGGCAAAUAACUUCAACUCGGCAUUGAUGUUAUCUGACCUCCUCACUUCGGGUCCAGGUCCUUCAAAUAUCCCAUCUCAACAACAAAAACAGAGUCAAGGGCCCACUGAUACCUCUUCAUCCUCGCGCCGCAGUUUCGCCGCCGUCGCCAGUUCAAGCGGGGACUCUUCAGCAGCUCAGGAAUUGCUGGCGACGGAGGUGAUGAUGCUGGUCACCCCCUCGACUGCUCCUCAAGGUCACUGCUACGAAGCGGAGUUUCCUACCAUCCAGUCUUCCCAUCCCACUCCUUCGAGAAAAAAACACUAA
Molecule: messenger RNA, 1236 nt
Organism: Hydatigera taeniaeformis
Lineage: Eukaryota; Metazoa; Platyhelminthes; Cestoda; Cyclophyllidea; Taeniidae
Source: the annotation of a GenBank genome assembly